UGACUUCAAUCUCGCAGAUUAUGACUACCUGCCCGUAUCUUCCGAAAUCAAAGAACUCUUUGAGUACAUCAAGAGGUACACUCCCAAAACCAUAGAGAUCGAGCAUAAACUGCAGCCUUUUAUCCCAGACUUUAUUCCUGCGGUUGGAGACAUCGACGCAUUCCUAAAGGUUCCCCGUCCCGACGGCAAGCCCGACAACCUUGGCCUGCUGGUCCUGGACGAGCCGUCAACCAAGCAGUCAGAUCCCACCGUGCUCUCCCUUUGGCUGACAGAGAACUCCAAACAGCACAACGUCACACAGCAGAUAAAAGUGAAGAGUUUGGAGAAUGCAGAAAAGAACCCCAAGGCCAUUGACAGCUGGAUCGAAAGCAUCAGCGAGCUGCACCGCUGCAAACCUCCCGCCACAGUCCAUUACACCAGGCCAAUGCCCGACAUUGAGACCCUGAUGCAGGAAUGGUCACCGGAAUUUGAGGAGCUCUUGGGAAAGGUGGGCCUCCCGACUGCAGACAUGAACUGUGACCUGGCCGAAUACGUCGACAUGAUAUGCGCCGUUCUGGACAUCCCCGUGUACAAGAGUCGGAUCCAGUCUCUGCACGUCCUCUUCUCGCUCUACUCGGAGUUCAAGAACUCACAGCAUUUCAAGCCCUUGGCUGAGGGGAAGAAGGGCAGGAGCUCGCCGUCCAACCCGCCUUCGCAAGUGGCAGAUGCGGAAGC
Molecule: messenger RNA, 714 nt
Organism: Balearica regulorum gibbericeps (East African grey crowned-crane)
Lineage: Eukaryota; Metazoa; Chordata; Aves; Gruiformes; Gruidae
Source: RefSeq, a predicted model, not a curated record